CGAAAACAAACAGCUCAAAAUUACCCCCUAAUUUUCUUUGUUUAAUUUAUAUAUGAAUAAAUCAUGUAUGCCUAUUAUUUUGAAUGACUCUCAUCCACCAGUCAUAACGUUUCAACGCUAUCUACUCCUUACCCAAUACUCAACUAAAUAAAGUUGACUUGGAAGACUCUAUCAUUGUACCUCUUAUGCUUCAAUGGUUCCUGGCCCAUUUCCUGUAUCAUUUGAAGACUCUGGGAAAAAGGGCUGCUGUUGUCUCUCUUUGGAUGAGAGUAUCUUCUCUGCCUUGAUAUAGUUAAAUAUAAUCUUCUAUCAUAGAUAACAAAUCCAUCUGCGAGGUAAGUUAAUUUUGACCUUUGUCAACUGCAGAUUUUGUUUAGGUUUUCUGUUGCACAUUAGAAUAACUUCGCUAAACAUGGCAAUGACUAUCAGCACGAUAAAGAAUUUGUUGUAAUGGCUUCUUCUUCUUCACUACGUCUUAUAAAUGACAACAGCGCAAACAGCCCUACAAACAGUAACAUGGACAUUGCUGAGCAUGAUGAGGAGUUCACUGUAAUGGCUUCCUCUUCAUUACCACUCUCGGUAAUCGAUGACAGCCCAAACAAUCCUAACUGUAGCAGCAUCAAUAUGGCGCAGGAUACUGAUGAAUAUGGCCCAGUCUCUUCCACUUCAUCAUUGAAAAGAACUACUACCAUCGACACGGCACACCAUACCAAUGAAUAUGUUUCAGUGGUUUCAUCUUCAUCUUUGCGAAGGACUAGCAGCUCCGAAUUCUAUUACUUGGAACUGUACAAAGCUGUGCUCAAUGGUGACUGGGAAAGUGCUUCAAAAUUAUUGGCGGAUGAUCCCAAAUCAUUCUCCGCCCCGAUUGGAACAGAUGAUUCCCCAAUGCUUCACAUAGCAGUUGAGUUAGGAGAGGCCAGAAUGGAUUUCGUGGAGAAGUUCGUUGAGUUUAUGCCAAGUGAGGCACUGGCUCUGCGGGAUUCUGAUGGCGCCACUACCCUUUUCAACGCUGCAAGGGCUGGCAAUAUAAAAGCAGUCAAGUUGUUAGUGAACAGAAACCCAAGCUUGCCCAAUAUCUGCCAACGCCACAAUUUUGCGCCUCUUCACAGCGCUGUUAGGUAUGGUCAUAAAGAGCUGACUUCAUAUUUAUUAAGCGUCACCAGAGAUGAUGUAGAUCCAAGUCCUUUCGCAGACAAGCCUGGAUUCGAACUUCUGUACAGAGCUCUAAUGGUGGGGUUUCAUGGUGAGCUAUAUUUACUAUCCCCUAUCUACUUUCUUGAUAUGAAUUACUGUCGGGUUCCCAUGUACAAUUUUAUAAUAUGCUCAUUCCACUGAAUGCUUCGUUGGAUU
Vitis vinifera (wine grape) is the source of this 1350-nucleotide messenger RNA. RefSeq lists its product as uncharacterized. The coding region runs from base 451 to 1335 and encodes 294 amino acids. Lineage: Eukaryota; Viridiplantae; Streptophyta; Magnoliopsida; Vitales; Vitaceae. The transcript has 2 exons. Gene Ontology annotation, molecular function: protein binding. The record is from RefSeq and is a predicted model, not a curated record.